Molecule: messenger RNA, 1925 nt
Organism: Impatiens glandulifera
Lineage: Eukaryota; Viridiplantae; Streptophyta; Magnoliopsida; Ericales; Balsaminaceae
Product: phospholipase DDHD2-like
Exons: 6
Coding region: 1321-1584 (87 amino acids)
Molecular function (GO): protein binding
Source: RefSeq, a predicted model, not a curated record
CAGGUUGUUAAGAGGUCAGAAUUGACUCUAGAUGUUGAUAUUCCAAGUCUUCACCAUGCAGCUGGAAUUAAAAGAUCAGUUAGAGAUAGAUUGGGCAGUGGAGAGGAUGCAGGUCAACUAUCUGGCAAAAGACAAAGGGCAGAUAAUGAUAGAUCAGUCAGAUUUCUUCUAAUGGUUUGUAUGAUAUUCACCUUGGGAAAAAAUGACCUUCGGUUCAAACUCAUGGAAAGAAGAAUGAGCUGAGACGAUUUCAAACCGAUGUUCAGCAUGAUGGUAUGGACCUUCGCGAGAAGUUGUCAAGGCCAAACAGUGCUUCAUUGAUUAGUCCAAGUUAUCAUGAAAGAACACCUAACGGAAGAGAUGCUAGGUAUGAAGAUGACAUCCCCCGGGAUUCACUAACUAGUUUCCAUGAAAAAACGCCUGAUAGAAGAGACACUAGGUAUAAAGUGCCUGGACACACACCAAGAUUCUUUUCGUAGUCCAAGUUUUCGCGAUAGCAUGCCUGAGAGAAGAGACACUAGGUAUACAGUGUCAGACAAAGCCCGAACUUCCUUAGAUAGUCCAAGUUUCCGUGAAGGCAUGUCUGAGAGAGAGACACUAGGUAUAAAGUGCCCGAUGCUACUCGAACUUCAUUGGCUAGUCCAGGUUUCCGCGAAAGCAUCUCUGAGAGAAGAGACACUAGGUAUAAAGUGCCCGAUGCUACUCGGUCUUCAAUGGCUAGUUCAAGUUUUCGUGAAAGGAUGCCUGAGAGAAGAGGACACUAGGUAUACAGGGCCAGACACAACUCGAACUUCAUUGGAUAGUCCCAAGUUUCCGCGAAAGCAUGUCUGAAAGAAGAGACACUAGGUAUAAAGUGCUCGACAGUCCAGGUUUUCGUGAAAGGAUGCCCGAGGAAAAGAGAGACUAGGUAUACAGUGCAAAUACAACCCGAACUUCAUUGGAUAGUCCAAGUUUCCGUGAAAGCAUGCCUGAGAGAAGAGACACUAGGUAUACUAUACGAAACACAGCUAGGACUUCAUUGGCUAGUCCAAGAUUCCGUGAAAGCAUGCCCGAAAGAAGAGACACUAGGUAUACAGUGCCUGAUACGAGAAACGAUAAUGUAUUUGGGAAAUUUCUUCUAAGAGAAGUUCAGAUUCCUUGCAUCGGGUGGAGACAUUGAGAAACAACUAUUCGCCUUUGAGGGAAAGGUCACCAUCUAGAGAUCUACGAGGAACAAGGAAUCAGUCACCUCCAAGGAUUCAUGAAGAUUUGGAAAAAAGGGCACCAGCCAGGACAUAUGAAGGUUCACGAACAGCAUAUGCAAGCAAAGAUAUUCAUGUUAUGACAAAUGGAAAACCUGCAAGUACACAGCUACCUCCUCCUCCAGUGCAAAUGGGCGUAGUACCCAAAAUCUCAUACUUGGGAAAUGAACAUACCUCUGUGGAGAGUUUGCUGAAUUCACUCGGUUUGGAGAAAUAUGCCGUCUUUUUUAAGGCAGAGGAGAUAGAUAUAGCUACUCUGAAGCAGAUGGGAGAUAGGGACCUUAAAGAUCUUGGAAUACCAGUGGGACCGCGGACACAAAUUUUGCUCGCAGUGCUGCCCUGAACCAAGAGAUAGUUGUGAUGGAGCAUCUCAAUUUUGUUAUUGUAGAUGAUGGGGGAUAUAUUUUUUUGUCACAGACAGAGCUAGUUCCUUCUCAUUUCAGACUUUAGAAAGAAAAAAGUACUUGUUGGGUAUAGUUAUAUACUAUUUUGGCUUAAUGUUAAAUUCUAUUUAACCCCUUUUACAUCCUGCACCCAAGCUGCUUCAUUUCUUUGAAAUAACUUUUGCAUAAUUUUCUUAUAGGUUUAAUACCAAAGUAUUUGGUGUUCUAAACUAGAAGGAAAUACAUUUUGUGUAUAUGUUUGUAUACUACUCUUGGAAAAUAUGUUUAUUUUGAUUGCAAA